AUGCUUGAUCAAGCAUUCAAGUUUGAGGGUGUCGACCCGGGACAGCAAGCCCGCAGGUGGUGGACAGACAGCGCGCCGGAGUUUGGAGCGGCUUCGAGGGCCACCAGAACCCAGAGGCCGUUGGCGCAGUUCACCAGCGUGCCACAUCGGCCACAGUCGAAAGGCAUCAUCGCAAGGUCCAACCGCAGGAUGACUGAAUCGGCCAAUGCUGCAAUUUUCGCAGCGAGUGCCGAUGCUACGUGGUGGGUCUGCGCCGUCGUCUUCUGGGUCGCCAUGCGCAGCGUCCUCGCGGCCUUGCAGAGCUCCGCGGGCAAGUUCACGCCUGAGAUGACGCCCCACUGUUUGGUUUUCAUCGGCAUCGGGCCUGCCUGCGCCGAUGCCGGACAAGGCGACCGCUCCAAGAAGGAGAUCAUGCGCGGCCGCGUUUGUGGCAGCUUCGGGAACAAACAUGACGAGUGCAGCGCGGAGGAGCAGGAUAUGAAGUUCCGCGUCGUGUUUCAGGGCAGCAACAUCAGACAGAUGGUGCUGCUGAUCCGCGCCCUGUGUGGGCAUCCAGAGAGUGGGGCAUUAGGGGGCGCUUUGCUCACUAAGGCGCUCACGGCGCGCUGGUGGCAUGCUAUUCCACAGUGGCUUGGAAUAUGGCGUCGUUCGGGUCUUUUUAUUUUGGUGGUCUACGUCGACGACGCCACGUCAUGUUCAGCGCCGGUGAAUCCGAAGGUUCAAUGGAAGAGCCUCGACGACGCCAUCGAGUUCAAGGAGAAGCCAGCGCCGAUCUCCCGCUUCAUAGGAGCCCGCUACAGACUGACGCCGCGCGACGCCGGAAACCCGUUCGCAGGCAGGGCAAUGGACGUCGACAUGUCCAGCUACGCACGUGGAAUGGUCAAGUCGUUCGGCAACUCGCGGCCGUUAUCUAGGGGUUCCGCGUUGCAGGCUCCGAUUGCUUCUGCUAUGGCCGAGUCGGAGACCGCGGAGACCGCGGGCGCGAAGCCUGAGCGCCCGGGCACCGCGCAGCCGCGCCGCCAGACAGCCCCGAUGCGCCGGAGCCCGAGUGCGGCUGGGCGGCAGUCCCCGGGGCUGAGGGCCGCGCAGUUCGGCGGCUCGAGGCUCUGCGGAGGGCUGGGCGCCGGCCCUCGGCUGCUGGAGCGGAAGAUCUCCGCGGACGAGCUGCUGGCCAAGGGGCCCGUGGGCGGCCGCGGCGGGCCCCAGGAGCUUCGCCACAAGCGCAUACUGGCGACCAAGGACCGGCUGCUCGACGCCAGCUUCUUCGCGGAGGCCGAGCCUGAGGACGCGCGCAGGGGCGGCGCCAGGGGAACCCUUCCGACGCCUCGGCAAAGACGCUGA
Prorocentrum cordatum is the source of this 1341-nucleotide messenger RNA. The record is from the annotation of a GenBank genome assembly. Lineage: Eukaryota; Dinophyceae; Prorocentrales; Prorocentraceae.